ACAUGUUUGUCAUAAAAUUCCUGUUUAUAAAAAGCGAUUACUGAAGAGUUUUUCUAAGAAUGGGGGAGCAAAAAAGAACAAGUCGCGGAAUUGAUCCGUCUAAAAUGAAAAUUUACACCGACUCGUACGAAAAGGAAAAUCGUCUUCGUCUCAAGUGGUUUAGGAGGAACGAAGAACGUUUGGUGGCGUAUACGGAGAAGCCCAACACCAAAACUGUUCCGCAAGAAUUAUUACACGAAGUUGCGAGUAAACGUAAGAUUAGUUAUCAGGAAGCAGAAAGACAUCCGAGAAUCCAUAUUGAUGAUGCUCCACCCCCUCUGGUCGAUCCAAACUCAAUGUACAGUACAAUGAAACCGGUCGAUCCCCAGAUAGCGAAACUAAUUUACACAGGAACCCAAAAGGACGGACGGAUAAAUUACCUACACGAACGCGUCAAAAUUAUACCCGAAGACAAAUAUUACUUUGCCGAGGUAACGAGUUGGCGAUACGGUUGGAACAUGUGGAAUAGUGCAAAUGUCGCAACGCCAGUUAGAUAUGGAAGAUGUCAAGUGAUCAAGGCCUCGUUUUAUCGAAGGAAUGGAGUUGCACGGGAUCCUGAUUGGUACCAAGAACCUGCAACUCUCAGCCCUUGCAUAUGUGACCGUUCAUAGCUUCGCACUCACUUUCGCAUCUUGUUGAACAUUCUUC
This is a messenger RNA of Photinus pyralis (common eastern firefly), 687 nucleotides long. RefSeq names its product protein ATP6V1FNB-like. The transcript has 2 exons. The record is from RefSeq and is a predicted model, not a curated record. The coding region runs from base 60 to 650 and encodes 196 amino acids. Lineage: Eukaryota; Metazoa; Arthropoda; Insecta; Coleoptera; Lampyridae.